UUGCCGCAGUGACAGGACCAGAGCGCUCUCGGAGCGGGGAAAUGGCGGCGGCAUCAUCGUCGUCGCGUCGCUCGCAGCAGCAUCAUCACCAUCACCCCGCUCAUCCUCCAAGUCAUCACUCGGUCCAGACGCCCGUAUCUCCGCCCCGCAGCCCCAAUCUUUCUCCCACCGGAGCUUCCCCUCAGCAGCGGCCCAUUCUGGCCGGACUCGAGGGCGAGGCCCCCGUCAACAGCGGCCGGGAAGGGACGGCGGGAACGGAGAGGCCUUUUUCUCCAGAGAGCGCCUGCGAAAGCUCCGGGCCUCCGCCGCCGCCGGGCUCCGGGGCCAGCAGCGCCGCCACUAGCAGCAGCAGCAGCAGCUCCGGGUCUUCGUCUUCCUCUUCUGCUGCCUCCAGCCCGGCUGCUCCCGACAGCCCCGACCCACCCCCUCCGCCGUUGCAGCCUCUUCCUCCGCCCGUGGGAAGCGGCGCUUUUCGGGAGCUGCUCGAGGCCUGCCGCAAUGGGGACGUAACCCGGGUCAGGCGCCUGGUGGAUGCUACCAACGUCAACGCCAAAGAUAUGGCCGGGCGGAAAUCUACCCCUUUGCACUUCGCGGCAGGUUUUGGAAGAAAGGAUGUUGUGGAACACUUGUUACAAACAGGAGCUAAUGUCCAUGCUCGUGAUGAUGGUGGACUGAUACCUCUUCACAAUGCCUGCUCCUUUGGUCAUGCUGAGGUAGUUAGCCUUUUGCUGUGUCAAGGAGCAGAACCAAAUGCCAGAGACAACUGGAACUAUACCCCUCUACAUGAAGCUGCAAUCAAAGGCAAGAUAGAUGUGUGUAUUGUACUGCUGCAACAUGGAGCUGAUCCAAAUAUUCGGAAUACAGAUGGAAAAUCAGCUUUAGAUCUUGCAGAUCCUUCUGCAAAAGCUGUACUUACUGGUGAAUACAAGAAGGACGAACUCUUGGAAGCUGCUAGGAGUGGCAAUGAAGAAAAACUAAUGGCUUUGUUAACACCUUUAAAUGUGAAUUGUCAUGCAAGUGAUGGGCGAAAAUCAACCCCAUUACAUUUGGCGGCAGGAUAUAACAGAGUUCGUAUAGUCCAGCUUUUACUUCAGCAUGGUGCUGAUGUCCAUGCAAAAGACAAAGGUGGACUUGUGCCUCUACACAACGCAUGUUCCUAUGGACAUUAUGAAGUUACAGAAUUGCUAUUGAAGCAUGGAGCCUGUGUUAAUGCAAUGGAUCUCUGGCAGUUUACUCCAUUACAUGAAGCCGCUUCCAAGAAUCGUGUGGAGGUUUGUUCUCUGUUACUCAGCCAUGGUGCAGAUCCAACAUUAGUCAACUGCCAUGGCAAGAGUGCUGUUGAUAUGGCACCGACACCUGAGCUCAAAGAGAGGCUCACCUAUGAAUUCAAAGGACAUUCCUUAUUACAAGCAGCAAGGGAAGCUGAUUUAGCCAAAGUCAAGAAAACACUUGCCUUGGAGGUCAUUAAUUUUAAGCAGCCACAAUCUCAUGAGACAGCACUGCACUGUGCUGUGUCCUCUCUUCACCCUAAACGGAAACAAGUCACUGAAUUACUGCUUCGGAAAGGAGCCAAUGUCAAUGAAAAAAAUAAGGAUUUCAUGACUCCUUUGCAUGUGGCUGCUGAACGAGCACACAAUGACGUUAUGGAAGUUCUACAUAAGCAUGGUGCAAAGAUGAAUGCACUGGACACACUUGGACAGACUCCUUUGCACAGGGCUGCUUUGGCAGGUCACUUGCAGACAUGUCGCCUCCUGUUGAAUUAUGGCUCCGAUCCCUCUAUCAUCUCCCUACAAGGUUUCACAGCAGCACAAAUGGGCAAUGAAGCAGUGCAGCAGAUACUGAAUGAAAAUACUCCAGUACAUACUUCUGAUGUAGAUUAUAGACUGUUGGAAGCAUCUAAAGCUGGAGAUUUAGAAACUGUAAAGCAACUUUGCAGUCCUCAGAAUGUGAAUUGUAGAGACUUGGAGGGACGUCAUUCAACCCCAUUGCACUUUGCUGCAGGUUAUAAUCGAGUUUCAGUAGUUGAAUACUUGCUUCAUCAUGGAGCAGAUGUACAUGCAAAGGAUAAGGGUGGAUUAGUGCCUCUACAUAAUGCUUGUUCAUAUGGACACUAUGAAGUUGCAGAGUUAUUAGUACGACAUGGAGCUUCUGUCAAUGUUGCUGAUUUAUGGAAGUUUACACCGCUACAUGAAGCAGCAGCAAAGGGAAAAUAUGAAAUCUGCAAGCUCCUUCUCAAACAUGGAGCAGAUCCAACCAAAAAGAACAGAGAUGGCAACACCCCUCUGGACUUGGUGAAAGAGGGAGAUACUGAUAUCCAGGACCUGCUGCGAGGGGAUGCUGCCCUGCUGGAUGCUGCUAAAAAGGGCUGCUUGGCACGAGUUCAGAAAUUAUGCUCUCCAGAAAACAUCAAUUGCCGGGAUACCCAGGGCCGAAACUCCACCCCAUUACAUCUUGCUGCUGGUUAUAAUAAUUUGGAAGUUGCUGAGUAUCUUCUAGAACAUGGUGCUGAUGUAAACGCUCAAGACAAGGGAGGAUUAAUUCCACUACAUAAUGCGGCAUCCUAUGGGCAUGUGGAUAUAGCAGCUCUAUUGAUUAAGUAUAAUACCUGUGUAAAUGCUACAGAUAAAUGGGCAUUUACGCCAUUGCAUGAAGCAGCACAAAAAGGAAGGACGCAACUCUGUGCACUACUUCUAGCUCAUGGAGCAGAUCCAACAAUGAAGAAUCAAGAAGGCCAAACCCCUUUGGAUCUUGCCACAGCUGAUGAUAUCAGAGCCCUGCUUAUUGAUGCAAUGCCUCCUGAAGCCUUGCCAACGUGCUUUAAACCUCAGGCCACUGUUGUUAGUGCCUCUAUCAUUUCGCCAGCAUCCACUCCAUCUUGUUUGUCUGCUGCCAGCAGUAUAGAUAACCUGGCAGGACCUCUGGCUGAAAUUGCUGUGGCAGGUGCAUCUAAUGCUGGAGAUGGAGCAACAGGAACAGAGAGGAAAGAAGGAGAAGUUGUUGGUCUUGAUAUGAAUAUCAGCCAGUUUUUGAAGAGCUUGGGUCUGGAGCAUCUCCGGGAUAUAUUUGAAACAGAACAGAUUACCUUGGAUGUACUAGCAGACAUGGGUCAUGAGGAGCUGAAAGAAAUUGGCAUCAAUGCCUAUGGGCACCGUCACAAAUUAAUAAAAGGUGUAGAGAGGCUUCUAGGUGGGCAACAGGGCACCAAUCCUUAUCUGACUUUUCACUGUGUCAGCCAAGGGACAAUUUUUAUAGAUCUUGCUCCUGAUGAUAAAGAAUACCAAUCUGUAGAAGAAGAGAUGCAGAGCACCAUCAGGGAACAUAGAGAUGGUGGUAAUGCUGGGGGAAUCUUCAACAGAUAUAAUGUCAUUAGGAUUCAGAAGGUUGUGAAUAAAAAGCUAAGAGAGAGAUUUUGUCAUCGUCAGAAAGAAGUCUCGGAAGAAAAUCAUAACCAUCACAACGAACGCAUGUUGUUUCAUGGAUCUCCUUUUAUUAAUGCUAUUAUUCACAAAGGAUUUGAUGAAAGACACGCAUACAUUGGAGGGAUGUUUGGAGCUGGAAUUUACUUUGCAGAAAAUUCCUCUAAAAGUAACCAAUAUGUAUAUGGAAUUGGAGGAGGCACAGGCUGUCCUACACAUAAAGACAGGUCCUGCUAUAUCUGCCACAGACAAAUGCUUUUUUGCCGUGUGACAUUGGGAAAGUCCUUCUUGCAGUUUAGUACCAUGAAAAUGGCCCACGCCCCUCCCGGACAUCACUCUGUAAUUGGCAGGCCAAGUGUCAAUGGGCUCGCCUAUGCUGAGUAUGUCAUCUAUAGAGGGGAACAGGCGUACCCUGAGUAUCUCAUUACAUACCAAAUUGUAAAGCCAGAUACUCCCUCACAGACAGCAAUGGCUGCAGAACAGAAGACCUAGUAGAUGCUGGUUCAUUGAAGUAGAUUACGUGACUUACGGACUGGAUGGUCGAGAUUAGUUUCAGAACAUCAAAAUUAUAUGGAAUUCUCAUCAUUCUGGAACUGCUUUAAGUGUUUUAUAAAGCAUUGUUCUGUAAAUGAAUCUGAGUAACUGAUAUGUACUCAAUUGCUACUAUUCCUUUUGAGGAAAUGUUUACAAAGAUUUGCCUUUUAACAUCCUAUCUCAGGCUCACUUUCCCUGCAGUUGCCAUGUGUGUAAUGAGAACAUCACUGCUUCAAUCUGGACAGCAACAACAGCUGUAGUGAAGUGCAGAGCCUCUAUUGAACCCAUGCCAUCCUCUCAACAUGCAAGGCUGGUUUUCCUUUUUAGAAGUCUUUAGUCAGUUAUUUAUUUUCAUUUUAUUCUUCUGUUACAAAAAUGAGCCAGACCCUCCUUGAGGAUAUUUUUGCACAAAGUCAAUUUGACUAAAAUCACUUAACAAUGCAAUAGGAAUUUCUUAUCCAAGGUGUUAGAGAUACAGUUAUUUGGUCUGGGAUUCUUUUUGCACUUUUUAUGAAUUCUUUUAAGUUGCUAAGAACAUAAUUUUAAGGUAGAAGUCCUGCUUUAUCCCUUUCUCUUUCUUUAUUAGAUGUUCAUGCUAGCAUCCAUAUAGCAGCUUCUCUGGGAAAUGGUCUCUGUUCCUCUGUUUUGCUUUCUCAUUGCUUUCUUGCGUCUAAUAUUCCAGUAGCACAGUUUGGAUGUGUCUGAAAAAAUGCAUAGGAAACAUUUGUUGGAUGAAACAGAAUAGACACAGGAUCCUGUUUUCUCUCUGCCCUAGCUAAGUGAGGUUGUAAGCAAGUUAGUGAGAUUCCUGAAGGAAUUUGAUGUCUUCUGUGGGUAUUUGUUCUGAGGUUUUUAAAAUAUUUUCAUCAGAUAAUGAACAGCAAGGGAGCAGAGAUGUGAGCCAGAGGCCUAGUCUAGUUCUCACAUGUGUGUAAACUCCAAAAGGACCAUUUUUUCCCCAUAAAGGGCGUAUUAGAGUAUAAAAGUUAACUGUAAAGCUUGCUUGAGUCCCUUUUUCCUUCAAUAGGAAUAUUCUGUUAUUCCUUAUAUUACGUCUGGAUUCAUUCAUCGGUUAAAUUCCAUGCAAAUAUCCUCCAACACCUUAGCCCCUUAUCCCCAAAAAUAUAUAU
Molecule: messenger RNA, 5080 nt
Organism: Pseudonaja textilis
Lineage: Eukaryota; Metazoa; Chordata; Lepidosauria; Squamata; Elapidae
Gene: TNKS
Product: tankyrase
Molecular function (GO): NAD+ poly-ADP-ribosyltransferase activity; protein binding
Source: RefSeq, a predicted model, not a curated record